AUGGAAAUGAAGUUGGUUUACUUCUCUUUCAAAGCGAAAGUCAAAGUCGAUACCGACAAACAUACAGUAGCCUAUAUUAAAGUGUAACGCUACAGAAAGUGAAAGUUAUCGAGGUUACAGACUGAAAACGACUUCUCAUUGACGAGCUGCAGGUCUUGGACACUUUCCCUUUGUUGAAGCAGGAUGUCACUGCCAUUCUUUGGCUGGGAGGUGGCCUAUGAUGAUGACUCUCCUCGUGCGGAGCUGGGGUCAUCUCAGGAGCCCAAAGACAGGGGUGUCUACACCAUGUACCAUGGCACCAGCAUUGCCAAUGCACGGCUCAUCAUUUCCAAUGGCUUUCAGCAGUCGCCCCGUGGCAUGCUGGGAAAGGGCGUAUAUGUCUCUCGUGAGAAAAAGAAGGCAGAACGUUAUCCUUUAAACAAUAACCUUUCAGACCGCGUGGUCCUUAAGCUACGUGUGCGUGUUGGCCGUGUCAAACGUAUUGACAAGGACGACCAUCCUAUGCAGUACACCUGGAGCACGCAGGGCUACGACACUGCUUGGGUUCCCCCCAACUGUGGCAUGAAAGCUGUGCCCAGUGGCCUAGAGGAGGAUUGUGUGUUUGACCCCAAAAGAGUGACGGUGGUGGGCAUUGCAAAGGCACCAAACAACACCAUACUGACAGAGCUUCAACAGCUUGUAACUAAUAGUCAGAGAAAUCCCAGCGGAAUAUAUGGGGGUGCAGCGUCACAAGGUGGUGGAGCUGUGGAUGUGUGUUCACUGUGCAAGAGAAAGACCCAGCUGGGCUCCUCACACACCAAGCAACAGUGCUGGGGCUGUGGGCAAAACAUCUGCAUUCUCAUGACCAAGCAUGUUUGUCGAGUUAGUGUCUGAGAGCGUGUUAAGGACAAACAGUGCUGUAGUGAAACAGAUGGAAUGAGAAUCCAGGUCCAUAUAGCCUUAUUAGGUGGAGGGGAAAACUUAAGAGUAAACAUUAUUCUCACCUCAAAGUAUAAUACUACUUAAGUGUGAUUUUCUGUAUAUUGACAGAUCAGCAUGCUUAGGAUUAUGUGAAACCAAGAGGAGACAAUCUAUACAUACUGAGCAAGAUGUCUUUAUUUCAGCCUUAAUGUUGAUAUUGGUUACUUAAUGUGAAGUGCAUUUUGAAAUUGUACGCAAUAAGACUCAUGAUUUUGAUAUAUUGAAUUCAUUGACACUGUAUAAUGUAAAACCAAAGAAUCAUGGAAAGCCAAUAAAAGUUAUUCAUGAUAUCAGA
Molecule: messenger RNA, 1255 nt
Organism: Micropterus salmoides (largemouth bass)
Lineage: Eukaryota; Metazoa; Chordata; Actinopteri; Centrarchiformes; Centrarchidae
Exons: 2
Coding region: 184-873 (229 amino acids)
Cellular component (GO): cytoplasm
Molecular function (GO): NAD+ poly-ADP-ribosyltransferase activity
Source: RefSeq, a predicted model, not a curated record